Molecule: messenger RNA, 237 nt
Organism: Paraglomus occultum
Lineage: Eukaryota; Fungi; Glomeromycota; Glomeromycetes; Paraglomerales; Paraglomeraceae
Source: the annotation of a GenBank genome assembly
AUGGCUCCAAGGCAUGAUAGGACCCCUUCCCUCACGGGAAACAACACAUCAGCUACACGCCUACGGUACAGUGGGUCAUCGACUACGACUUGUUACAACGAGAGCCUUAGGCAGCUUGACAUUUUGUCACGCAAUUAUACUAGUGUCAGAGAAGACUCGAAAAAGAAAAAAACGAGUCAAAGCGCUAAGCACAAGAAAGUCUCCUUCAAUCUUAAAAACGCUUUGAGAAGUGGCCAG